Humulus lupulus (European hop) is the source of this 2582-nucleotide messenger RNA. RefSeq names its product BTB/POZ domain-containing protein At1g04390-like. Gene Ontology annotation, molecular function: protein binding. The record is from RefSeq and is a predicted model, not a curated record. The transcript has 4 exons. Lineage: Eukaryota; Viridiplantae; Streptophyta; Magnoliopsida; Rosales; Cannabaceae. Bases 311 to 2425 code for a protein of 704 amino acids.
GCUAAGUAUAUGGCUUGUAUUUCUAUUUUUGUUUUACUAGAAUUUUUUUUUACCAGCUUUAUGUGGUAGUGGGGCUAUGAAACUUCUGGAAAAUGGAGACACCCUCUUGGAAAUGAUGGUGAAAUGCAUGGACAUGUCCCAAGCUCGAUGUGUUCGCAUGGAAGCAUUCAAGCUUUCCCAAUGCUUAGCUGUAAUUACAGUACAUUUUUCUCUUCAAAGUGAUUCUAGUACGAUCAUUUCCAAGUUAUCUCAGUGUAUUAAGUGAACUCAUAAUGUUUUUGCUUAGAUAAAUGAACAAAGAUUCUUCAAAAUGAUGAGCGUAUGCUGUGAACCUAUUCUUCAAGCCACCAUUUCUGAAAUGAAUAGGUGGAGCAAGAAAUCAGGAAGGGUCUCUGGUGAACCGAUAUAUUUGCUACUAGAGGCAUGUCGCUUGGCUCUUAUAACACGUUGGGGAGGGAAGCAUCAUAUAUAUUUCUGGGAGCAUGGGAUUGACAAAGUCCUCCUUGGUCUUCUCCUGGAAAAUUCUCAUGACAAACUGGGUCAAAGUAGUUUGACACUUGAAGAGGAGAUAUCUAUUGCGCAGGAGGGUCUUUGCUCUUCAUAUAAUCUUGAUGUGAGGGAUUUUGUGUGGGAUAUUCUUGGAUGGCUUUCUAUACAUUGCGAGGAAGGUUUUAAUCCUGAGAUAGAUGGAAAUAAUCUCUAUAUUGAUAUGCUCAUCACAUGUUCAUGCUUGGCCUUUGUGGAUGCAUUUAAGGUUCGACACAAACUAUGGCAAAUUGAAGAUGAUGAUAUCUUCCGAAUACAGGCUGUUUUGAUGACGAUUAAUUCGCCCUGCAAAUAUAUUGCUUUGAAGGCAACAUCUAGUCUCUCCGAAAUACUAAGGCCAAAUGGCAAGGACAUUUUGAAACAUUUGUUAUCUACCCUAGAGAAUGGACUAUCUAGGUACAAUUUCGAUAGACUAGAUAUUACCACUUAUGUUAUGGCUUUGGCAUGUUAUAUUGGUUUGCCCGAGUCUCGGCAGUGGGUUCUUGAACUUUCCGGGAUGAAGAUACUAUUAUAUUUUGCAAGGUGGUGCUUAAGCAAAAGUACUGAUUUGGAAAGUUUUAGCUUUGCUCCUUAUUUGCGUUAUAAAUCCUUUGUGGGGACUUGUUGCCAUGCUUAUUCAGAAGACUGGAGAGGCAAAGACUGUCUUAUGCUUUAUACUUUGUGGGGGAUAGCUGAGUUGAUAAAGCAUUCUGGAUACAUGGUAAAUAACCAAGAAAUAACUUUUGGUAGAAUCAAGUAUAGUGUAGCUGAACUGCCAAACAAUCUUCAGGAAGUCUGUAUUAACACGUAUAGUCCUGGAGUUCGGUGGUUUGCUUCUUAUGUUCUUAGUUCUUUUGGAUUGUAUGGUUUUCCAAAUAAAUUGGGGAAAAGAAUUGGCAAAGCACUUUGUGAGAACUAUCAUGCAGAUAUAAAGUUCGUGCUUGCAAGUGGAGAAUGUGUGAGUGCUCAUGGUGUUAUUCUUGCUGUCCGAUGCCCAUCUUUACUACCUCUUGAAGAGCUCCAUCGAAGUGACAAAACAACUGACUCUUCAGUACCAAGCUCUAUGGGAGAAGAGUUUCGAAAAGAAAUUCGAUUAUCUGCUCAUGUUGAUCACCAGGCGUUGUUGAAGCUGCUGGACUUUGUAUAUACGGGAUAUUUACAAGCAGAUCAAGAACUACUGAAGAAGUUGAAAAGACUUGCUAAAAGAUGUAAUCUUCAGCCUCUCCUGCAAAUGCUUUGUGGGAAAAUUCCAAGAUGGGGUACUCCAUUCCCUACAUUAGAUCUUUCUCCUGCUCUUGGCUCACUUGGACAUCAUUUUUCGGAUAUCAUCUUGGAAGCUAAAUCUACUGUGCUAAGCUGGAGUUGUGACAUUUGCCCUGGUUUGGUGCCACAUAUGCAUGUUCAUAAAGUUAUAUUAUCGGCGAGUUGUGAUUAUCUGCGGGGUUUGUUUAACUCAGGAAUGAAGGAGAGCCACUCAAAAAUUAUUAAUGUUGGUAUUAGCUGGGAAGCACUGGUCAAGUUAGUAGCCUGGUUCUACUCUAAUGAGAUUCCAAAUCCUCCAUCUGGAUGCAUAUGGGAGAAUAUGAGUGUUAAAGAGAAGUUGUAUGAGCUAGAACCAUAUAUCGAACUUUGUUGGCUUGCUGAUUUUUGGGUUUUACAGAUUGUUGAGGAAGCCUGUACAAAUGUGAUUGUGUCUCGUCUUAAUUCAUCGAGAGAACUGCCUAUUAAGAUAAUUCAAACCGCAGCCAGAUUCUCUCUGUGGAAGUUGGCUGAGCUUGCAACAACGUGUGUGGCUCCUUUCUUUCGGCAACUGUGUGAUUCUGGUGAACUUGAAGAUCUGGAUGAGGUCCUAGUUGAUAUGAUACGUUCUGCUUCUGUUCAAUAUUCUCAAGGGGGAUGAUUUGAAAAACUGAGGAAGGAUGGAACCGUUAGAGGAGCACUUUUUGAGAAAUUUGUUCAAGUAGUUCUUCUAAGUCACGGUUUAUGCAGUUGGGAAGUUUUGAUGGUUCUCAAAUGAGAAACAACAGUAUAUUGCGAAAGUUUCAAGAUUACAAAGU